GUGCUGGAUGAGCCUUGGAGAGCCACCAACUACUCCAACAGUGCGAAUGUGAGGUGUGAUCAGUACGUCACGUGGGUCGGCUGGUACAGGCUCAAGUAUCAGGGACAAAACGUCCGGAUGCCAGAGUCAUGUGUAAAUGUUCUCAUGUGUGGCACUCACGCCCCCCUCUGGAUCAAUGGCAUUCAUCCUCAACUGCAGGACGGAGUGGUCACCCGCCAAGUCUGCGGUAGCUGGAGCGGCAACUGCUGUUACUUCACAUCCAAUCCUAUUCGAGUGAAAGCUUGCCCAGGAAAUUACUACAUCUAUGAGUUUGUCAGACCAUCUGCCUGUCAUUUGGCAUAUUGUGCAGAUGUUGGAGGAGUAACACCAACACCUACCUACCAAUCCCCACCAAGUACAGGAGUAACAACCUCUACUGUGACAGUUUCCAGCAGUACUGACCCGUGCUAUAACUACACUGUGCUGGAUGAGCCUUGGAGAGCCACCAACUACUCCAACAGUGCGAAUGUGAGGUGUGAUCAGUACGUCACGUGGGUCGGCUGGUACAGGCUCAAGUAUCAGGGACAAAACGUCCGGAUGCCAGAGUCAUGUGUAAAUGUUCUCAUGUGUGGCACUCACGCCCCCCUCUGGAUCAAUGGCAUUCAUCCUCAACUGCAGGACGGAGUGGUCACCCGCCAAGUCUGCGGUAGCUGGAGCGGCAACUGCUGUUACUUCACAUCCAAUCCUAUUCGAGUGAAAGCUUGCCCAGGAAAUUACUACAUCUAUGAGUUUGUCAGACCAUCUGCCUGUCAUUUGGCAUAUUGUGCAGAUGUUGGAGGAGUAACACCAACACCUACCUACCAAUCCCCACCAACCAUCGGAGGAGCAACAACAACAACAUCAACAAGUACCUACCAAUCCUUGCCAAGUACAGGAGUAACAACCUCUACUGGUCAUUUCUAUCCUUAUGGAGUUGGAGACUCAGUGAAUGGACGGAUAGAUGAUGGAAGCUCCUCUACUGUUUUUCUUGUGCAGCCAUUUACAUUCUUUGGGAAAACAUACAGUCAGUUAUAUGUUAACAACAAUGGCCACUUGACCUUUGAUCAGCCAUGGAGCAUCUACACCCCCUACCAGUUUCCUGCUAACGGUGGACGAGACCUCAUUGCCCCAUUUUGGACAGACCUUGAUAAUCGUGGAAAUGGUGUUGUCUCGUAUCAGCAAUACACUGCUGGCAAUGUUCUCACACAGGCUACACGGGACAUAAACCAGCAUUUUCCUCAGCUGUAUUUCAAUGCAACUUGGGUCUUUGUUGCAACUUGGGAUAGAGUAGCUUACUACCCUUACUCAGGCACGGAAACAUCUUUCCAAGUUGUUUUGAUUUCAGAUGGUCAGCUCUCUUUCAUACUAAUGAACUAUGGUCAAAUUGCUCCAACAAGCAGGACUGUACAGGCUGGUUAUGACACAGAUGACUCCAGCUACUAUUUCUCAAUUCCUGGGUCAUUUCAGUACAACUACAGUAUCUUUACAUACAGCACCAAUGUCAAUGUGACAGGCAGAUGGGCCUUCCGUGUGGAUCAUGGUUCACAGAGAUGUCAAUUUAACAACAACCCCGUCCCACAGGGUACCUCUUUCUGGAAAGAUGCCUCUUGCCUGGAGAGGUGCACCUGCACACGCAGGGGUCUUCAGUGCAGCUCACAGCCCUGCACCUUCUCUCAAGCCUGCCGUCGUGCUGCUUUCCAGUAUAGCUGCCAAAAUAUUCAACGCCAAACCUGCACCAUUUCUGGUGACCCCCACUACUACACAUUCGAUAACCAGAUCUUUCACUUUCAAGGGACCUGCACUUAUGUCCUGUCUGAGGCCUGUGGCGAUGGGUUGCCGUACUUUCGGGUUGAAGGAAAGAAUGAGAAUCGGGGUAGCACGCGGGUGUCAUGGACACGUUUGGUCAGAAUAUUUGUCUAUGAUGAAGAAUUAGAACUGGUGAAAAAUCAUCGAUAUGACGUGAAGGUGAAUGGGAGCUUUGCAGCAACACCGUUCAGCCUCCGCAAUGGCUCCAUUCAAGUCUAUCAGUCAGGUUUCUCUGUGGCUGUCAGUACUGAUUUUGGCUUAGUUGUUACAUAUGAUGCGUAUUCCUAUGUGACCAUCAGUGUGCCUUAUGACUAUCAGAAUGCCACAUGUGGCCUGUGUGGUAAUUUCAACCACCACCCCGAAGAUGACUACCGUACACCUACAGGACAGAUCUUGAGCUCAGAUGUGGAAUUUGCAAACUCUUGGAAGGCAGCAGGGGACACAGAUCCUGGCUGCCAGAAUAGCUGGUGCUCAGGUCUGAUGUGUGCUUCUUGUACCACUGCUCAGAGAAUUCUGUACAGUAACUCAAACUACUGUGGAAUCAUGGCAAAUUCUACUGGCCCUUUUGCAUCUUGUCACUCAAGACUGGCACCCCAGACCUUUGUAGAGAAUUGUAUCUAUGAUCUUUGUGUGGGAGGAGGUUACCAGCCAAUCCUGUGCCAGGCACUUAAUGUGUAUGCUGCUCAGUGCCAGCAGCAGGGCAUUCAGCUAGGCCAGUGGAGAAGACAAGGAUUCUGUGAAAUUCCAUGCCCUCAGUACAGUCACUUUGAGUCCCAGGGCACAGGCUGUCCUGCAACCUGCAGUAACCCUUCUGCACCUGUAAACUGUCCCUUGCCAAGCCAGGAGAGUUGUAUUUGUGAUGCUGGAUAUGUCCUAAGUGCUGGAGAGUGUGUUCCUCAAGCUAACUGUGGCUGUUCAUUUGAAGGACUCUAUUAUGCUAACGGUCAAUCAGUGGUAUUGGACAAUGACUGUGGGAGGCUGUGUACAUGCAACAACAGAAUAAUGAGCUGCCAGAAUCACCGGUGUGGUCCACAGGAGAUGUGUGCAAUCCAUGAUGGAGUGAGAGGCUGCAGACCAAUAAGUUACUCCACCUGUUGGGUUGAAGGACCAGGCUCAUAUCACACCUUUGAUGGACUAACGUUCAGCUACCCAGGAGCCUGUGGGCUUACCCUCUCUAGGGUGAUGGGACCAUCCCCACUUCCUAACUUUGCUGUAACAGUCCAGAAACAGCUCAGAGGCCCUCAGGACUUUUCCAGAUUGCUGAAGUUUGAGGCAGAGGGAACUCAGGUCACCAUAGAAAUGAGAGAGGGAGGAACAGCAACAGUGGAUGGACAGGCAGUUGCUUUACCAUUUAGUGUUGGCACUGGCCGAAUCCGUAUAUUUCACAGCAGUGUGAAGGGUAUAAUCAUGGAAACCACCUUUGGGGUAACUGUGCGAGCUGACUGGCCACACCUAAUUAGAAUCACUGCACCCAGCAACUACAAUGGCACACUUGGUGGUCUGUGUGGGAAUUUGAAUGGAUACCGUGGAGAUGAGUUCCUCAGCCCUGUUGGAAUCUUGCUGAAUGAUUCACAGGCAUUUGGGAAUAGCUGGCGGGAUGGGUCUCUCUCAGCCUUCUGUGAAGAAUCAACAAACAACUGGCAAAGAGGAUAUUAUCAGAACAACAGCCAGUUCCAACAGCAGUGCAGCAUUAUGGCUUCAGCAUACGGACCGUUUGCUGAGUGCCACAGCAGCCUGGAUCCCAGUGUCAGGAUAGCAGACUGCAUCAGUUUUCUGGAACAGACAGGGGGCGCAAAAGAGGCUUUGUGUGAGGCCCUGCGAGGGUACGCCGUCCUUUGUCAGCAAAAUGGUGUUGCUGUGCGAGAAUGGAGAAAUAUAACUAAUUGUGAGUUCCCCUGUCCAACCAAUAGCCACUAUGAGCUGUGUGGUACUUCCUGCCCAGCAGCCUGCCCCAGUCUGUCUUUCCCCUUUUUGUGCACCCAACACUGCCAGGAAGGAUGCCAGUGUAAUGAUGGCCUACUGCUAAGUGGAGACCGUUGUGUGCCCCCUACUGGCUGUGGCUGUCUUCAUGAAGGGCGCUACAGGCAGGGUGGAGAACGUUUCUGGCACGGUGAAGAGUGCCAGUCCCUGUGUACCUGUGAUGGGACCACAGGUUUCGUCCGCUGUUCUCCAUCAUCUUGCAGUGAGCAGGAAACCUGUCGUAUUGUUGGGGGAGAAUAUGGUUGCCACCCUCUACCCCGUGCUACCUGCUCUGCUUCAGGAGAUCCCCACUAUACCUCUUUUGACGGACGGACAUUUGACUUCCAGGUCACCUGCAGAUACGUACUGGCAACUGUAUGUAAUGAUACUCGAAGGCUACCAUAUUUCCAGGUUGUUGCAAAGAAUGAAGCUUGGCGUGGACUUCCAGUGUCAAUCACUGUGGAUGUUUAUGUCAAUGUCUCAGGGCAUAUGGUGCAUGUUUCACGCAACAUGCGUGGUACUGCUGAGAUUGAUAGUCAGACCAGGAACCUUCCUGUCCUGCUUGAUUCUGGACGUGUUUCCAUUUACUCCAGUGGACAGAACACAUUUAUCACAACUGACUUUGGCCUAAGUGUGAGUUACGAUGGUUCGUGGGUUGUGCGUAUCACUGUCCCAGCUAAUUACAGUGGAGCCACAUGCGGCCUGUGUGGUAACUUCAAUGGCCAGAGGGGUGACGAUUUCCGCAAACGAUCAGGUGCACUGGCUUCUUCAGCUUUUGAGUUUGGAGCUGACUGGAAAGUGGAGAAUGACACAUUGUGCAGCGAUGGAUGUGGAGACUCCUGUUCAUCAUGUCAAAAUCCAGUUGAGGCACGGGCCCAGUGUCAGAUCCUCAAGGACAGCCAGGGUCCAUUGAGCUUCUGUCAUGCCACUGUGGACCCCCAGGCCUACUUUGAUGACUGUGUGUUUGAUUUAUGCAUCUCAGGGUACAGACAUGAUGCACUGUGCCGUUCCAUCCAAACCUAUGUGAGUGCCUGCCAGUCUGCCAAUGUCUUUAUCUACCCCUGGAGAGAGAACACAACCUGCAGAAUGGACUGUCCUGUGAACAGCCACUAUGAGCUGUGUGGCACAGACUGUGGUCAUACCUGUGCUAGCAGCAUUGAUGCUGUAUGUCAGCGGACAUGCUCAGAGGGCUGUUUCUGUAAUGAGGGCUUUGUGAGGAGUGGAGGACGCUGUGUUCCAGUGGAACAAUGUGGCUGCUUGUACAAUGGAUUCUAUUAUCACAUUGGUGAGCAGUUCUGGACCCCAGGAUGUUCACAACGCUGUGAGUGCUUUGCUCCCAAUGACCUGCGCUGCUACUCUGCCUCCUGCUCUCCCACCCAGGAGUGUGUGGUCAGGAAUGGCCUGCUUGGCUGCUACAGCAGAAUGUCUUCAUGCAUGGUCUGGGGUGAUCCCCAUUACUUUACCUUUGAUGGGGCUGUCGCCACCUUCCAGGGAACUUGUUCAUAUGAGAUCUCAAAGACCUGCUCAAAUGUCUCAGACAAUGGCAUAAAUUUCCGUGUGGUGGCAGCUAACAUGCACCGUGGGAACAUGGCUGUGUCCUUUGCAUCUAAAGUGGAUGUGUGGCUAACUCAGUGGGGACAACAGACACAGAUAACUAUUGGACAAAACAAGAGAGUGAAGGUUAAUGGGACAGACAUGAGCUCAUCUGCUUUUCAAAUCAACUAUUUUGCAGAAGUGCAUCAGGAACAAGAUUUUGUGGUUGUGAAUGCAUCAAACGAGCUCAUGGUCUACUUUGAUGGUCGUUACACACUUUCAGUGAAACUGGGCCCGAGCUUCCAGGGAUCUGUUUGUGGAAUGUGUGGCAACAACAAUGGAGACCCUGCAGAUGACAAAGCUACGCCCAGUGGAGCUCUCGCACCCAAUGACAAUGUUUUUGGCAACAGCUGGAGAUCAAUUAACAGUGCUGCAGGGUGUGGAGCUAAUGACCGGACAGGUGAUGUGAACGACUGCCCUUUUAGACAGGAGUACUCUGAACUCUGUAGCAUCAUCAGCAACACCAGUGGACCCUUCCAGCCCUGCCAUAUCCAUGUCAACCCUGCUGUUUACUACAAUUCCUGUGUGUAUGACCUAUGUGUCUACUCAUCAGCCAAUGGUAUGCUGUGUUCAGCUCUGGAGGCCUAUGAAGUUGCUUGCACCACAAUAGGGAUCCAGAUCUCAGACUGGCGGUCUGGUCUAGCUUGCUCGAGGGUGGAUCCCUGUGCAGGGCUGAGCUGCACUGCAGAUGAGUGGUGUGGGGAGAAAGAUGGCAUCUAUGGCUGCUUCUGUAAUGAGGAUCAUCCUAGACCGAAGCUUGAGUCUUACGACUCCAGAGAAACCUGUGAGAGCAGCUCUGGCACCAUGUCUCUGUCCCGCUGUCAGCUCUUUGAAGCAGGUUUCACUGCUAACAUCCUGCAUCUGAGUGACCCCAACUGCAACGGAACUCUCCAAAAUGGCAGACUGGUGUUCCACUUUGAUAACGAUGACAACAUCUGUGGCACAAAUCUCACGGCCAAUGGCACACACUUCAUGUACGAGAACUUUAUCCAGGGAGUAGUGGACUCAGCAGGAGGAUUCAUCAACAGAGAGAAACGUCUGAAUCUGCACUUCUCAUGCAUUUACCAGCUUAGCCAGACACUUACCAUGGACACAGAACUAAAUCCCCUGCAGAGCAUAGUGCACAAGGACCUUCCAAACGGUCAGGGGUUGUAUCAGGUCAGGAUGACUCCCUUCCAGGAUGCUGCCUUCUCCCACCCUUACAACGGUAGUGCAUACAUAGAAGUGGACCAGCGGAUCUACGUUGCAGUGAUUGUUCAGGGAGUUGACAGCCGUCAGAUUGCCACAGUCAUAGACUCAUGUUGGGCCACUCCUGUCAAUGACCAGAACUUCGGUGUCCGCUGGAACCUCAUCGUUAAUAGAUGCCCUAACCCAAAAGAUAUCACAGUGGAUGUUUAUCAGAAUGGUGUCUCCACAAUCGGCCGUUUCUCCUUCAAGAUGUUUGCCUUUAAUGGCUACCGCAAAGUUUUCCUUCACUGCGCCAUCCACCUUUGCCUUCUGCAGAAGAACAACUGUGCAGCGCGCUGCUUCCCUGAACACCGUUUCAGAGUUGGUCGUUCUGUGGACAUGCAUGACAAAACCUCCAUCUCUGUUGGUCCUUUUAUCUGGGCUGCUGAAAGUGCAGGCGUGUAGAUCCCAGAGAUACCGAUACUUCUCCCAAGGCCAUCUGAAUGAAAACUUCAUGAGUGAAGAUUUUACACAACUCUUAGUUAAUCUCUUUGCAAUUAAUAGGGCACUAAUGUAACACUGUAUGGGCUUUUCUAAUUAAUUAAUGUUGCAGUCAAUAAUUAUUUGCUUCCAUAAAUAGUUGAUUUUAAUUGAUUUUAAAUAUGUAAUGCAUUUUUCACUGUGAUUACAUUUUGAAAACUCCUUAAAUUGUUGUCUUUCCAAAUGUGGAUUCAAUUAUAAGGUUCAUCUUUAUGACUACAUUUUACAUCUCAAUAAAUUCUCUGCAUGCCAAAAGGGUAUAUGCCAUCUAUAGUAUCAUUUCUUUAAAUUGGUUAUAGGCUAUUGUACUAAUGAUCAUAGGUAGCCAGAGCUGUACCUGAUGUGUUUUGUGUAGAGGGCGAACAACAAUUGUUACAGAAAAGUUCUCUGGGUUGCUUUUAUGCUGCACAUCAAGUCUGAGCUGCCAUCACUGACCUUCAUUAGUUUGGGCUUAACCCAAAAUAAUGGGCUUCAUGGUAUUUACGGCACUGCAAAAGUCAAAUAUUAUUUAUUACACAUGCCACAAUCUUUGGGGGCUAUUUGGGAGGGCAGAGUACAAUGGGAAAGACUUUUUCUCUAUUAUCAAAGGAAUUGACAAAGAAAUAUUUGUAUAAAUCAUACCUUGUUUUGUCCUACUUAUCAGAAUAUAUGAUAAAUGUUUAAAGAU
Colossoma macropomum (tambaqui) is the source of this 7750-nucleotide messenger RNA. RefSeq names its product alpha-tectorin-like. The transcript is spliced from 30 exons. NCBI's taxonomy places the organism in Eukaryota, Metazoa, Chordata, Actinopteri, Characiformes, Serrasalmidae. Gene Ontology annotation, biological process: cell-matrix adhesion. The coding region runs from base 118 to 7008 and encodes 2296 amino acids. The record is from RefSeq and is a predicted model, not a curated record. Gene Ontology annotation, molecular function: protein binding.